Beauveria bassiana ARSEF 2860 is the source of this 1452-nucleotide messenger RNA. RefSeq names its product C6 zinc finger domain-containing protein. The transcript has 5 exons. Bases 1 to 1452 code for a protein of 483 amino acids. Gene Ontology annotation, biological process: regulation of DNA-templated transcription. Gene Ontology annotation, molecular function: DNA-binding transcription factor activity, RNA polymerase II-specific; zinc ion binding. The record is from RefSeq and is a predicted model, not a curated record. Lineage: Eukaryota; Fungi; Ascomycota; Sordariomycetes; Hypocreales; Cordycipitaceae.
AUGCCCAAGAAGCGAGAGAAUCGGAAACUGAGUCCUUCCAGCGAUAACAGCCUCGACUCGAGCCCCAAUGACGACCAGCCGCGCCUUCGACGAAAGCGAUGGGCUCCCAAGGUCAAGACGGGCUGCGUCACUUGCCGUGUUCGCCGCGUCAAGUGCGACGAAACAAAGCCGCAUUGCAAGCGCUGCACAGCUUAUGGCUACGUCUGCGACGGCUACCUGACAGCCACAACCUCUGCCACCUAUGCCGCCUCUGCGGUUCAGAAAUCCUAUCAUGUCCGCAGAACCACUGCCGCUCUUGAGUCUCUCCAACUUGUCGUAGAAAGUCGGAUCGUGCCUCCCGACUGGGAUUUCAUGGAGUCAUGUCGUUACUAUAUCGAGACAAUAUUGCCUGUGCGUCAGCGCGACAUUGACUUUCCUCAGGCUGGCGUCCUCAAUCUUGCUACUCGUCACCGUCCUUCAUUUCUCCUGGCCAUGACGGCCCAUCGUAUCGGUCUGAUAAGCCGUGCCCUCGACAUACUACCACACCCUUCGCACAUGAAUUCCAUUACGCCCCUCUGGAAUCAUUUACACUCAUCCAUGGUGCUGGCUCUCCUCCGCAUUACGGACCUGCUUAGCGUCGAGCUCACCCUGCUCGGUACAGCUUGGCGUGCUCAUGUUUCAGGGUUCCUCGCCGUUCUCGACAAUUGCAUCAAGUCUGAUAUCGUUCUGCCCCCGUCUCCAGUCUUGAAGACUGCCACGCAAUUCCACGUCAUCACGGCUGCGAUUGCCAAUACGACGAGUCCUGCUUGUGACCAAAUCGAGGAGCUUGACAAUUUUACUUUAGCCCAAUUAGUCGAUUAUUACUCCGUCCAGAUGUAUGCAGAAAUGCCCUGCCCAAGCUCCCUCUUUCUGGAAAUGCUUCGCGUCACGGAGCUGCGUCGGCUGGCCAUGACUGGGGUCGGCUAUGACCGCGCUAUUGCUCCUGUUGUGCGCGACGUGCUAAAUUGUAUCGCUUCUUUUAUUCCUGAAACCUGGGACGAACCUUACGGCGUGCCGGAUCAGGCCGAAUUCGUGCUGAUGGCGCGCGUUUUCAAGUGCUCGGUUGCGCUCUAUGCCAUCCUGUCCCUGCCGCCGCCGCCGCCGUCGGUAUCGAGAUUUGAAGUUCUGGAAUCAUGGGCUAUAAUCAGGGCUGAGCUACGCCAAGAAUUGAUGCAGCUCAUGCGUGAGGCGCUUGGCGUCCUGCGUUCCAAAGCCGCGCUGUGCUGGCCCGUGGCAGUUGCGGGUGUGGCGGUUGCCGACGGCUCCGAUGAGGACAGGGAACUUGUCCUCUCCACAUUUCGGGACAGCGAAGGGGAGCCGAUGGAAUGUUUUUACGUGCCCAAACAUUACAUUGAAAAGCUGCGCGGAUUCUGGGCAUCUGGCAAGCGUGGCUGGGAAGACUGCUGGGAUGAGCCGUUUGCUCCAAUGGCAUAG